AAUACUGCUUUCAUUUGUCCACCCUCUCUCCCCUUUGCUUCCUAGUUAUUGAAAUUGUUCUGUGAAUCUUUAGUAAUAAAAGAAGUAAAAAAAAAAAAAAAAUGCUGGCUUUCGUUUCUAGUUCCUUCCUUUCUUUCUUGGCCCUCCCUCUUGUUGCUUAUUGAUUUCAUCACUUCAAUUAUUUGUGAAUCUGAAUUCACUCAGUUUCAGAGCACGCACCAGAAGAACAAAAAAGAAUCGUCCUUUCUUCGAGUCCUUGUCUUUUCAGUAUUCCUUCGUUCAAUCCAUUUGCUAUCCUUCUUAGUCAUCAUCAAAAGCAAAACAGAGUAGACAAAUGGUAGAAAUAUGUAUUUCAGUUGUGGCAAAAUUAGCAGAGUACACAGUCGCUCCUGUUCUGCGACCGCUUGGUUAUCUGAUUAACUACAAGAGCAAUGUUGAAGAUCUCACCGAGAAGGUUAGAACUUUGACCGCCAGAAGAGAUGGGGUACAAGGACUUGUAGAUGCAGCGAAGAGGAACUUGGAGGGUAUUCGUCCCGAAGUUGAGCUCUGGUUGGAGCGAGUAGACCAAACCAUUCAAGAAAAGGAGACAUGUUUUGAGGAAGGAAGAGUAGCCGAGGCAACAACAUGCUGCAGCUCCAAUGGGUGGUGUCCAAAUCUGAAGGUCUGUCAUUCCUUGAGUAGGAAAGCAAAGAAGAUGGCUCCAAGGGUUGAUGACCUCCUUACAGAUGGAAAUUUCACUGCAAUAUCAUGUCCUGCUCCUCCGCGGAAGAUUGAUUAUCCAGCCAUACCAUAUUUUGAUGAUUCCACUGAGGCACCGGCGAAGCCACAUGAAGGGGCCAGCUCCUCCUCAGGAACAUCCCAUCCUGCUAAACCACCUGCACCUAUGGAUCUCUCUGAGCGUCUGCAAUAUAGGUUGCCUUAUACAAAGGAUCUCUUGACGGCUCUGCAAGAUGACAAGAUCAGCAUGAUCGGCAUUUCUGGGACAAUCAGAGUGAUAGAUACAGUAACAACUAAAGAGUUCAUGAAAAGAAUGAAACAGAAAAAGCUCUUUAAAGAGGUUGCGAUGGCAGUUGUGUCCCAGGGUCCAGACUUGAAACGAAUACAAGGUGAAAUUGCAGAAAUGCUCGACCUGAAAUUGGAGAAUGGGAGUUUGGUUGAACGGGCAGAGAGGCUACGUGCUGUUUUACAGGCAUCCGAUUCUAAGAGGAUUCUUGUAAUACUGACUGAUAUCGGUGAAAUACCUGAUUUGGAAGCAAUUGGAAUUUCUCGUGUUGAUAUCAAGAAAAGCUGCAAGAUCAUGUUGAUUUCACAACUAUCAAAUGUGUUUGGUGAAAUGGGGACUCAGAGCAAUUUCAAAUUGUUAUCACAAUCCACUCACAGAGCAAGACCUGUUGAGUUUGAAUCAAGAAUUUCAGUCAUCAGAGAUGUAAUGGAUGCUCUGACAGAUGAUGAAUCCAACCCCAUUGUAAUCUGUGGCAUGGGGGGAAUUGGCAAAACAACCUUGGUGAUGGAAAUUGCUGCAAAAGCGAGUGAAGUAGAUCUAUUUGAUGAUGUUGCAAUUGCAGAGUUUACUCAAGAACCCGACUUGAUCAAAAUCCAAGGUAAAAUUGCUAAUGCUCUAGGUCUGGAACUUAAAGCAGAGGAUGAUAGAGCAGCCAAGUUACGAGAAAGAUUAUCAAUGGGUAUCAAAAAGGUCCUUGUAAUAUUGGACAAUGUUUGGGGACAACUAGAUCUGUGGGAACUAGGAAUUCCAAAAAGUUGCAAACUUCUGGUAUCAUCACGGAAUCAAGAUAUCUUUAAAGAGAUGAAAACCAAAAAGAACUUCCUCAUUGGUAGUUUGCUAAAACAUGAUGCCUGGAGUUUGUUUAAGAAGGUAGCAGGAUGUUCCAUUGAAUCCGAUUCCGAGCUGCGUCCUAUAGCAGAGCAGGUUCUGGAUGAAUGUGAUGGCUUACCGGUUGCAAUUUCUACUGUUGGAAGGGCACUACAAGAUGAAAAAAUUCCAGUAUGGAGAAAUGCACUUAGACAGCUAAGAAUGGCUUGCCCAAAAGAUGUUCCAGGAGUUAUAGAGCGUGUGUACGGAAAAAUAGAGUUCAGUUAUGAAUGUCUACCAAGCGAGGAAGCCAAAUCAUGUUUUUUGCUGUGUUGCAUAUUUCCAGAAAGUACAGAGUUUCCAAUUGAAUUCUUGGUUAUGUUUGCGAUUGGGCUUGGACUUUUUAAAGACAUUGAUUCAAUAUCUGGAGCAAGGGAUUACGUAAUAACAGUGGUUGAAACACUCAAAUGUCGUUCUUUGUUGUUAGACGGCGAUGAGAAGGAUGGUUUUAGAAUGCAUGAUGUGGUGCGUGACGUAGCCGUGUAUAUUAAAGAAACAGAGAAUGGUUUUGUAUUAUCUGUAUAUUCAAUCAACGAAUGGCUCUGCCAAUAUAUACAAGAGUUACAAUAA
Messenger RNA from Rosa rugosa (rugosa rose), 2440 nucleotides. RefSeq names its product disease resistance protein SUMM2-like. The transcript has a single exon. Gene Ontology annotation, molecular function: ADP binding. Lineage: Eukaryota; Viridiplantae; Streptophyta; Magnoliopsida; Rosales; Rosaceae. Bases 335 to 2440 code for a protein of 701 amino acids. The record is from RefSeq and is a predicted model, not a curated record.